Messenger RNA from Hermetia illucens (black soldier fly), 1248 nucleotides. RefSeq names its product beta-1,3-glucan-binding protein-like. NCBI's taxonomy places the organism in Eukaryota, Metazoa, Arthropoda, Insecta, Diptera, Stratiomyidae. Bases 68 to 1201 code for a protein of 377 amino acids. Gene Ontology annotation, biological process: carbohydrate metabolic process. The transcript is spliced from 4 exons. The record is from RefSeq and is a predicted model, not a curated record. Gene Ontology annotation, molecular function: hydrolase activity, hydrolyzing O-glycosyl compounds.
CAUCAAUCUAACGGCGGAUCUUGUUUAGAUCGGGUACGUUGGGCAAUUCAGUGGUAAUAAAGUGAAGAUGAGGCUAUUCCUCUCGUUAAGUGUCCUUGCCUUGGUAGGCUAUUCGGUAGCCGCUGAGAAACGGUGUGCCGCGUCACCAACCACUGCCAGCGGUUCAUCUGUUAACGGAAAUAUUUUCUGCUCGGGAGAUUUGAUUUUCGAGGAUAAUUUUGAUUCGUUGGAUCAUGGCAAAUGGCAACAUGAAGUGACUUUGGGAGGUGGUGGCAACUGGGAAUUCCAAUGGUAUGUUAACGACCGCAGGAACUCAUACGUCCAGGAUGGUGUACUCCACCUUAAACCCACCUUAACAUCCGAAAUCUAUGGUGAAGGCUUCUUGACCUCUGGCACUCUUAACCUUGGUGCUGAAUGUACCAAUGGUGAAUGGUAUGGUUGCGAACGUACAGGCUCAUACGAAAACGUCCUCAACCCCAUCCGCAGUGCCCGUAUGCGUACCUUGAACUCAUUCAGCUUCAAAUACGGACGUAUUGAAAUCCGUGCUAAAUUGCCUGCUGGAGAUUGGUUGUGGCCAGCCCUUUGGAUGCUUCCAACCCACAAUGUUUAUGGUAUUUGGCCAAGAUCUGGUGAAGUUGAUAUCAUGGAAUCACGUGGUAACCGCAACUUGAUCUCGAGUGCUGGUGUCCCACUUGGUCCAGAACAAGUUGGUGCAACCAUGCACUUUGGACCAGAUUAUAGUGCCAACGGAUGGGAAACUGCUCACUUUGAAAGGCUCUCAGGUGCUGGACAAGGUUUCAACAAUGAUUUCCACCGUUAUCAAGUGGAAUGGGCUCCUGAUCACUUCACUUUCAAGGUUGAUGAUGUUGAAAUGGGAACUGUUUGGGUUGGUAGUGGUUUCUGGGAUCGUGGUCAUUUCUCCCAAAAUACUCCAUGGUUCGAAAACCCAUGGACAAAUGGUGCCAAUGAUGCUCCAUUCGAUCAACAAUUCCAUAUCAUCAUGAACUUGGCUGUUGGAGGUAUCAACUUCUUCCCUGAUGACGCCCAUAAUCCAACCAGCAAACCAUGGAAUAACCAAUCGCCAAAUGCUAUGACUCAAUUCUGGAACGCUCGCAACGACUGGUUGAGCACCUGGAACUACAACACUGGCAGCUCCGACUCUCACUUGCAAGUUGAUUAUGUCCGUGUUUGGGCUCUGUAAACACAAACUUCGAAUAAAUCGAAAAUAAAUGAAAUAUUUAGAUAAAA